GCUCCAAAGAUCCAGCCCAGAGUGACAGGAAAACCCUCCAUUCCCCUUCUACCCGAAUGAAUUUCGCGGUCCCUAACUGUCUGCUGGUUUCCCAGAGAGAGCCGGUGCCCUAGAUUUCUCUGGCCCCGGGGAAACUCUCCCCAGACCCGGUUUCCCGGCUGUUGGCCUGGGAGAGGCCGCGGUCAGCAGCGCAGCGUCCGGAGCUGCAGCCCGGAGGCCCUGGCACCUCCCAGGUCGGAGCAGCCGCGGGGCUGGGGCAGAGAACAGGCGUGUUUUCCGCAGCUGCUCUAAGGACGCCGCUCUCACAUCGUCCAGAAGUUUCAGGUCCUAAGAACUGGGGUUUGCUGUGGAUUUUCCAUUCAUCCUAGAAGCUGGCAGAGCAGUUGCAUUAUCUGCGUUUGCUGUUGUGUCUAUUACAAAGCUCCAGGAAUGUUGAUCUGUUUGGAGGCGUCAUAUAUAUUUGUUGCAUGAAAAGUUCUGGGUGGUUUCAGAAGACUCUUAGCCAUAUGCUGGUGUCACACUCCUCAGGCAGUCUGCUCGCCUGUGAGAGCCCUGGAUAGUGAAGAGAGGAAACUGCAGCAAAGGAUCCAGGAAUUCCAGUCCUUGUUCCUGAAACAGAAACUCAGAGCAGAGCAACAAGAAGAAUGACUGCUUCUCUGGUAAAUGUGCCCCAGGGUCUGUUAACAUUCAGGGAUGUGGCUGUGGAGUUCUCAGUAGAAGAAUGGGAAUGUCUCACCUGUACUCAAAGGGAACUGUAUAGAGAUGUAGUGAUGGAGAACUACAGUAAUCUUGUCUUCAUUGAGAAUUAUCUUAAAUGUGAGAAGGUCUUGGAUCAAGGCAAAAAGCACAUUGUCCACAAGCAUUUGACUAUCCAAGAAAAGUCUUCCAAAUGUAAUGAUCCUGUCAAAAUGACUCAUGAAUCCUCUCAAGGUACACCUUCCAGAACCAAACAUAAAGAUGACUGUGUCAGAGCAUCACACCUGAACAGACAAACAAUUAGGAAGACUGGAGAUGGACCUUGCAAAUUUAAAGACUGUGUAAACUCUUUGAAUAUGUGUUCCAUCGUUUGUCAAAAUGGAAGAAUCCAGAAAGAACCAAGUGCUAGAGAGUAUGAAAAUCUUUUUGACUCAAAACAUAAAAUCAUUCUGAAACAAAGUAACAAUAAUGGAAAGAAUCCACACAAUUGCAGAAAAUGUAGGAAAUGCUUAAAGGUGUACUCAAAUGUCUGUAGACAUCAGAGAGCACAUACUAGAGAGAAAUCUUAUACAUGUAUACACUGUAGUGAAUCCUUUCUUCAUUUGUCACAGCUGAAACUACACUACAAAAUUCAUUAUGGGCAGUAUCCUUGCAAAUGUUGUAAAUGUUUUUAUCAUAAAUCAACCUUCGAAAGACAUUACAGGUUCCAAUGUGGUAGGAAUACUUACAAAUGCAGUGAGUGUGGCAAAUCCUUUAUCUACUACUCACAAAUUAGAAGACAUGAGAGAAGUCAUACGGGAGAGAAACCUUACAAAUGUAAUGAAUGUGAUAAAUGCUUUCCCCAGAAAUACCUCCUUACAAUUCAUCAGAGAAUUCAUACAGGAGAGAAACCUUACAAAUGCAGUGAAUGUGACAUGUGUUUUAUCAAGAAUUCCAAUCUUAGAAGUCAUCAAAGAAUUCAUACAGGAGAGGAACCUUACAAAUGUAGUGAAUGUCAUAAAUCCUUUACCCAAAAAUUCAGUCUUGUUAUUCAUCUGAGAAUUCAUACAGGAGAGAAACCUUACAAAUGUAUCGAAUGUGACAAAAGCUUUACUGCAAAAAGCAGUCUUAAAAGUCAUCAGAGAAUUCAUACAGGAGGGAAACCUUACAAAUGUAGUAUAUGCGGCAAAUGCUUUACCUACAAAGGCAGUCUUAGUAUUCAUGAGAAAACUCAUACAGGAGAAAAACCUUACAAAUGUAGUAUAUGUGACAAAUGGUUUACCCGUAAAAGCAGUCUUGUUAUUCAUCAAAGAAUUCACACAGAUGAAAAACCUUAUAAAUGUAGUGAAUGUGAAAAAUGCUUUACUGAGAAAGGCAGUCUUAGAAGUCAUCAGAGAACUCACACAGGAGAGAAACCUUAUAAAUGUAGUGAAUGUGACAAAUGCUUUGCCCAGAAAUACCAUCUUACAAUUCAUCAGAGAUAUCAUACGGGAGACAAACCUUACAAAUGUAGUGAAUGUGAAAAAUGCUUUACUGGUAAAUCAAGUCUUAGAAGUCAUCAAAUAAUUCAUACAGGAGAGAAACCUUACAAAUGUAGUGAGUGUGACAAAUCCUUUACCCUGAAAUGCCUUCUUACAGUUCAUCAGAGAAUUCAUACAGGAGAGAAACCUUACAAAUGUAGUGAAUGUGGCAAAUGUUUUACUGAGAAAAGCAGUCUUAGAAGACAUCAAACAAUUCAUACAGGAGAGAAACCUUACAAAUGUAGUGAAUGUGACAAAUCCUUUACCCAAAAAAGUACUCUUAGAAGUCAUCAGAGAAUUCAUACAGGAGAAAAACCUUACAAAUGUAGCAAAUGUGACAAAUGCUUUACCAAGAAAUGCCACCUUACAGUUCAUCAAAAAAUUCAUACAGGAGAGAAAACUUACAAAUGUAGUAAAUGUGACAAAUGCUUUACCAAGAAAUCCCAACUUACAGCUCAUCAUAGAAUUCAUACAGGAGAAAAACCUUACAAAUGUAGUGACUGAGAAAAAUGCUUUAGCCACAAUCUCCCCCUUAUAAGUCAUCAGAAAACUCAUAUAUGAAACAAACCUUACAAAUGUAGUGAAUGUCACAAGUGCUUUACUGAGAAGGACAGUAUUCGAAGCUAUGAAAGAAUUCAUACAGAGGAGAAAUCUUUCAAAAAUAAUGAAUGUGGGAAAUGAUUUCUGGAUAAAGGCAGUUUUAGUAAUUUUGAUGUGUUCUAAAUUCAUUUUCAAUCAUUUUCAAAUGCUGUAAAUGUGACAAAUAUGUUACUUGGAAAUAUCUCAGGAUUCAUGAAACAAUUCAUACAACUGAGAAAACUUAAAAAUAUAAAGAAUGUGAAAAGUAAAAAGCUUCUAGUAAAAGCUCUCUUACAAAAUAUCAGAAAAAUCAUAUAGGAGAGAAAUAUUACAGAUGAGCUGAAUAGGAAGAAACAAAGAGUUCAUACAGGAGAGAAACACUGUGUGCUUGUAGAUGCUUUGCCCAUAGAGUGGCACUAUGAGGAUGUGUAGCCAUCUUGAAUUGGUUGUGGCCUUGUAGAGUAGCUGUGUUCAUGUGGACAUGAGCUUUAAGACACUCAUCAUAGCUGCCUAAAAUUCAGUCUUCUCUUGUUUGCCUUGAGAAGAAGUGGAACUCUCAACUCCAACAGCUUCAGGUCUGUUGAGAUGCUGCCAUGCUCCCUCCUGAUGAUAAGGGACUGAACCUGUGAACUUGUAAGCUAGUCAUCCUUUAUAAGAGUUGACUUGGUCAUGGUGUCUGUUUCACAGCAGUAAAACCCUAAGUAAGAUACAUUGCAAAUGCUGUGAAUGUAUCAAAUGCUUCAUCUUUAAAAGCCAUCUCAUAAUUCACCAGAGACUUAUUACAGGAGAGAAAGUGUACAAAUGUAAUGAAUAUGGCAAAUAUUUUACCUUUAAUGUCAAUCCAUAAAACAUCAGGUAAUACGUAAAGAGGAGAACCCUUACACAUGAAAUGAAUAUGGUAGGUUCUUUAUCAGGAAAGACUCUAAUAGAACUCAGCAGAGAACCAUAAAGGAAACCUUAACAAAUUUAAUGAAUAUGGCAAAUCUUUCUUUCAAAAGGUCUCUUUGAAUUCAUCUGAGAAUGAUACAGGAAAGAAAUUUUACAAAAUCUGUGAAUGUGACAAAUCCAUUCCUGAGAAAGACCAUCUAAAAAGCAUCAGAGUAUUCAUACAGAAGAGAAACCUUACAAAUGUGUGACAAAUGUUUUAUCCUGAAACCUAUCUUAGAAUUCCUCAGAGAAAUUAUACUGGAAAGAAAUCUUACAAUUGAACUGAACAAUGCAAUCUAUUAAAAAGAAAAACAAUUCUAGAACUUAUAAAUAAAUACAGGCUAGAAAAAUCAAUAAAUGGAAUGAUAGUGAGCAAUUUGUUAACCAAGAAAGACCACCUCAGAACUCAUCAGAGAACAUAUAUACAAGUGAAACCUUGUAAUAAGUAGGACAAGUGUUUGGUGGUGGCAGCUAAUCUCUGAGAAUGCAUCAGAGAGCACAAUAAAAUGAAAUGAUUGAGGAAUGUUUGAGCCUGCAUCUAAGAAAUAAGAAUGCAUUUGGAAAUCCAUAACGGGCCCUUCUGGUAAAUGACUGUGCCGUGAGCAGAAUUUGGGCACUAACUCUGCACCCAGGCCCACAACACCGAGAAGAUACUAGUCUCCCAGGUUCUCUUUAACAUGCACAAUAUCAUAGGUAAGGAGGCCACAACAUCUGCCCCAACACUAGGAAUAACUGGGCCUGGCAGGAUCUAGAGACAUGAGAACCUCUGCACGGGCACGGGCACGGGUUCCUCUGAUCUGAGCUGGUGCUAUGAGCAGACAUUGGGUGCUAACUCCACACCCAGUCCCACAACAACCAGAGGAAGCUCAACUCCCAGGUGCUCUAACACACCCAGGGUCACAAGAUCACAAUAUUUUAGGAAGCUUCACAGCAGCUUGAUUCCAAGGAGCUCUGACACACCCAUAAUUUUUGGAUCACAGAGUCACUGGAUCAAAAAUUCAUCAGGACUCUGAGGAAUUCUGACACAACCAGGAUGUCAGCAAGGACAGGCUCAAUCAGACAGCAAGGGCAGAUAGAACUAGAGAAAACCAGAUGGCAAGAGGCAAGCACGUGGACAUAAGCAACAGAAAUUGAAGUUACUUGGUAUCAUUAGAACACAGUUCUCCCACCAUAGUAAGUCCUGGAUACCUUACCAUACCAGAAAAGCAAGAUUCGUAUUUAAAAUCACUUCUCAUGACAACGAUAGAGAAAUUUAAGAAGGACAUAAAUAACUCCUUUAAAUAAUUACAAGAGGACACAAACAGGUAGAAGCCCUUAAAGAGGAAACACAAAAAUCCCUUAAAGAAUUACAGGAAAACACAACCAAACAGGUGAAAGAAUUGAACAAAACCAUUCAAGAUCAAAAAACGAACAUAGAAACAAUAAACAAAUCACAAAGGGAGACAAUUAGAAAACCUAGGAACAAGAUUAGGAGUCAGAGAUGCAGGUAACACCAACAAAAUACAAGCGAUAAAAGAGAAUCACAGGGGCAGAAGAUACCAUAGAAAACAUUGACACAACUGUCAAAGGAAAUGCAAAAAUGUCCUAUGUCCCGACCGCAGGACAGUCAACUGGGUCCCUGGGGGCACCUAGGAGAGAAUUUGAAACGAGAUGCAAGUAACUGACAGCAAGACGGGAAUUCUGAUCAAGCUGAAAAUUUUUUUCUUUCUUUUUUUAUUUUCUAUAUUCUUUGUUUACAUUCCAAUAGAUUUUUAUUUUUCUAACACUGGAAUAUAAAGGGGAACAAGCAGGUUGUAGGGAGGGGGUAGACUUUAUCUCAGGAGACACACUGCAAUAAGCAGGGUGUAGCCAUUAUCUCAGGAGACUUGCUUUGACUUGUUCUCAGGACCUUAAAGGGAAGUUGGCAGCAGCUGCAGGAUAUUGAUUAGAUAAAAAUCAAGAGAAGGUGGUGCAGGUUUUGUCGCUAGCUGGCCCAACCAUGGGGGAGCUAUGUUUGUUCUUACCCAUUUACUUUGGUUAGCUAACUUGGCUAAAUCAAGAGCUACUACCUUUUCAACUUAGAUGAGCCUGAAUAGCUGUGCCCGCCAGUAACAACAAAAGGGGCUGAAGAUCAACGUGAGCAUGGCCUCUGGCAGUCCUAACCCAAAACAUCUAGGAAAUCCAAGACACAAUGAGACCAAACCUAAGGAUAAGAGGUAUAGAAGAGAGCAAAUAUUCCCAACUUAAAGGGCCAGUAAAUAUCUUCAACGAAAUUGUAGAAGAAAACUUACCUAGCUUAAUGAAAGAUGCCCAUGAACAUACAGAACACCAAGUAGAUGAGACUUUACAUUCUUGUCAAACAGGAUUUCAUUUGCUUGGUUAGUGAGACAAUCCAAACACUAAAGAACACACAUGGUAUGCAUUCACUGAUAAGUGAUUAUUAGCCCAGAAGCUCAGAAUACCCAAGAUACAAUUCACAAACAGGAAAUUCAAGAAGAAGGAAGACCAAGGUGUGGAUACUUCAGUCCUUCAUAGAAGGGCGAACAAAAUACCCAUGGGAGGAGAUACAGAAGCACUGUGUGGAACAGACACUGAAGGAAAGGCCAUCCAGAGAAUGAUACACCUGGGGAUCCAUCCCAUAUAGAGUUAUCAAACCUAGACACAAUUGUGGAUGCCAACAAGUGCUUGCUUACAGUAGCUUGGUAAAGCUGUCUCCUGAAAGGCUCUUCCAGUUCUUGUCAAAUAAGAGGGGGAUGCUUAUAGCCAACCUUUGGAAUGAACACAGAACCCCCUAUGAAAAAGCUAGAGAAUGGACUUAAGGAGCAGAAGAGGUUUGAAGCCCCAUAGGAUGAACAACAAUAUGAAACUACCGGUACCCCCUGAGCUCCCAGAGACUAAACCAACAACCAAAGGUACACAUGGAGGGACCCAUGGCUCCAGCUGCAUGUGUAGAAGAUGGCCUUGGUGGACACCAAUGGGAGGAGGCUUUAUGCCCCAGUGUAGGGGAAUGCCCGGAAGUAGGAGUGGGUGGGUUGGUGAACAGGG
Molecule: messenger RNA, 6725 nt
Organism: Apodemus sylvaticus (European woodmouse)
Lineage: Eukaryota; Metazoa; Chordata; Mammalia; Rodentia; Muridae
Product: zinc finger protein 665-like
Exons: 5
Coding region: 645-2699 (684 amino acids)
Biological process (GO): regulation of transcription by RNA polymerase II
Molecular function (GO): RNA polymerase II cis-regulatory region sequence-specific DNA binding; DNA-binding transcription factor activity
Source: RefSeq, a predicted model, not a curated record